AUGAUUCCUAAACAAUUUCCAAGAUUAUUAGCAGUACGUGACUUGGUAAAAAUAUAUGGUUUAACAGCAAAGUCUCAACUUAGUCAAAAUUUUAUUUUAGAUAAAAAUAUCACAGAUAAAAUUGUAAAAUAUGCAAAAAUAAGUCAAAAUGAUACGCUUGUCGUUGAAGUAGGGCCCGGGCCUGGUUUGUUGACAAGGUCAAUAUUAGAAACAGGAAUUUCUAACAUCGUACAAUUAGCAGAAGCUUCCGAGCACACUUUAAAAAUAAUAAAAGGCGAUAUGUUAAAAAUCGAUCACGAAAAGAUUAUGAAAGCCGCACAUAUAGAUGAAGAUAGAAUCCAGGUCUCUAAUUUACAUCUAAUUGGAAAUCUACCGUUUAAUAUUGCAUCUUCAUUUCUCGUACAAUGGAUAAAAAUGUUAUCAGAUCGAUCGGGGAUAUUUAAAUUUUCUAAUAUUACAAUGACAUUAAUGUUUCAAAAAGAAGUUGGAGAUAGAAUUAUUGCUGAUACAACCAGCCCACAACGUGGUCGAAUGUCGGUCUUAGUGCAAAGUUUUUGUGAAGUCAAAAAGAUUUAUGAAGUUCCUUCAAGUGUAUUUGUACCUCGUCCAAAGGUUGAUGCAAGUGUAAUUCAAUUAACCGCUUUACCUAAUCCGUUCUUGAAAGUCAAAAUUCUAAAUUUAGCGCCAGUUAAUUUGUUGGAAGAAAUCGUUGGAUAUUUUUAUUUAUUCCGGCGAAAAACGCUAAAUUCUAUAUUUAACAAAUUGCAAAAGAAUUUAUCAGAAAAUAAAAAAGAAAUAAUCUUAAAAAUCAUUGAACAAUUGAACGUCGAUAUGUCAUUACGGCCUGAGAAUUUAACUGCGGAACAAUUUUGUUAUUUAACAAAAUUAUUUUAUGAUAAUUCUUUAUCGAUUCCCAAAAAUUAG
This is a messenger RNA of Rhizophagus irregularis DAOM 181602=DAOM 197198, 924 nucleotides long. The record is from RefSeq and is a predicted model, not a curated record. Lineage: Eukaryota; Fungi; Glomeromycota; Glomeromycetes; Glomerales; Glomeraceae.